UGCGGACCGGGCGGGACCGUAGCCGGAGCGGAGCCGGGACUGUCGCGCGGGCCGCGCCGGCGAUGCCGCGCCCCCGGGCCGGGCUGUAGCGGGGCCGCGGCCGGAGUGUGCGCCGGGCAGGCCGGAUAUGGAGGUGGUGGACGAGACGGAGGCGCUGCAGCGCUUCUUCGAAGGCCACGACAUCAACGGUGCCCUGGAGCCCUCCAACAUUGACACCAGCAUUCUGGAGGAGUACAUCAGCAAGGAGGAUGCCUCCGACCUCUGCUUCCCUGAUAUCUCUGCACCUUCCCAUGCGGCCUCCUACUCCCACGGGCAGCCAGCAAUUCCCAGUUCCAGCGGGGUCCACCACCUGAGUCCCCCUGGGGGUGGACCCUCCCCGGGACGCCAUGGUCCUCUCCCACCCCCGAACUACGGUGCCCCGCUCAACUGCAACAACAACAACGGCUUGGGUGCCACUGCUAAGCCCUUCCUGGCAGGUUCUGGACCCCCCAUCAAAGCAGAGCCUAAAGCUCCCUAUGCCCCAGGCACACUGCCAGACUCACCCCCAGACUCAGGCUCUGAGGCCUACUCCCCCCAGCAGGUGAAUGACCCCCACCUUCUUCGCACGAUAACCCCUGAGACCCUGUGCCACGUGGGAGUGCCCUCCCGCCUGGAGCACCCGCCCCCACCUCCAGCCCACCUGCCAGGCCCCCCACCCCCCCCACCCCCCCCACCUCACUACCCUGUCCUGCAGCGGGACCUGUACAUGAAGGCUGAGCCUCCAAUCCCCCCCUAUGCUGCCAUGGGGCAGGGGCUGGUGCCCACCGAUCUUCACCACACCCAGCAGUCACAGAUGCUGCACCAGCUGCUGCAGCAACACGGAGCUGAGCUCCCCACUCACCCCUCUAAGAAAAGGAAGCACUCCGAGUCACCCCCCAGCACUCUCAAUGCCCAGAUGCUGAAUGGAAUUAUCAAGCAGGAACCUGGGACCGUGACAGCCCUGCCCCCGCACCCCACUCGAGCCCCAUCCCCACCCUGGCCUACCCAGGGUCCACUGUCACCGGGCCCUGGCUCUUUGCCUCUCAGCAUCGCUCGGGUCCAGACGCCGCCUUGGCACCCACCAGGCGCGCCCUCCCCAGGCCUCCUACAGGACAAUGACAGCCUUAGUGGCUCUUACCUAGACCCCAACUAUCAGUCCAUCAAGUGGCAGCCGCAUCAGCAGAACAAGUGGGCAACCCUGUAUGACGCCAAUUACAAGGAGCUGCCUAUGCUUACGUACCGUGUGGAUGCCGACAAGGGGUUCAACUUUUCGGUGGGCGACGAUGCCUUCGUGUGCCAGAAGAAGAACCACUUCCAGGUGACAGUGUACAUUGGCAUGCUGGGCGAGCCCAAGUACGUCAAGACUCCUGAAGGCCUCAAGCCCCUCGACUGCUUCUACCUGAAGUUGCAUGGAGUGAAGCUGGAGGCCCUAAACCAGUCCAUUAACAUCGAGCAGUCGCAGUCAGACCGAAGCAAGCGGCCCUUCAACCCUGUUACGGUCAGUCUGCCUCCUGAGCAGGUCACAAAGGUGACUGUGGGGCGGCUGCACUUCAGUGAGACCACCGCGAACAACAUGCGCAAGAAGGGCAAGCCCAAUCCUGAUCAGAGGUACUUCAUGCUGGUAGUGGCCCUCCAAGCUCACGCACAGAACCAGAACUACACGCUGGCUGCCCAGAUCUCAGAGCGCAUCAUCGUUCGGGCUUCCAACCCAGGCCAGUUUGAGAGCGACAGCGACGUGCUGUGGCAACGGGCACAGGUACCCGACACUGUCUUUCACCACGGCCGUGUGGGCAUCAACACAGACCGGCCGGACGAGGCACUGGUUGUGCAUGGCAACGUCAAGGUCAUGGGCUCGCUCAUGCACCCCUCGGACCUGCGGGCCAAGGAGCACGUUCAGGAGGUGGACACCACCGAGCAGCUGAAGAGGAUCUCACGCAUGAGGCUGGUGCACUACAGAUACAAGCCAGAGUUUGCGGCCAGCGCGGGCAUCGAGGCCACCGCACCGGAGACGGGUGUCAUCGCUCAGGAGGUGAAGGAUAUCCUGCCUGAGGCUGUGAAGGACACAGGAGACAUGGUCUUUGCCAACGGGAAAACCAUAGAGAACUUCCUGGUGGUGAACAAGGAGCGCAUCUUCAUGGAGAAUGUGGGUGCUGUGAAGGAGCUGUGCAAGCUGACGGACAACCUGGAGACACGCAUCGAUGAGCUAGAGCGCUGGAGCCACAAGCUGGCCAAACUGCGGCGACUCGACAGCCUCAAGUCCACCGGCAGCUCAGGCGCCUUCAGCCACACAGGGAGCCAGUUCAGCCGGGCUGGCAGUGUCCCUCACAAGAAGAGGCCACCCAAAGUGGCCAGCAAGGCAUCAUCCGUGGUCCCAGACCAGGCCUGCAUCAGCCCACGCUUCCUGCAGGGAACCAUCAUUGCCCUGGUGGUGGUCAUGGCCUUCAGCGUGGUGUCCAUGUCUACACUAUAUGUGCUGAGCCUGCGCACUGAAGAAGACCUGGUAGACACUGAUGGCUCUUUUGCCGUGUCCACUUCCUGUCUCCUGGCCCUGCUCCGGCCCCAGCAACCUGGGGGGAGUGAGGCCAUGUGCCCAUGCAGGUCCAGCCAGAGCUUUGGGACCACUCAGCUCCGACAGUCCCCUGUGACCACUGGGCUGCCAGGCAUACAGCCCUCUUUGCUGCUGGUUACUACCAGCCUGACCAGCUUGGCCCCAGGUCCUGCUGUCCGCGCCUUGGACCUAUGUUCCAGCCACCCCUGCCCUGUUGUCUGCUGCUCCUCACACACCUCUAGCCCUGCUACUGCCCCUGGUCUUGGUCCCAGCUUAAACCAUGGCCGUGGUCUCAGCCCCAGUCCCAUCCCCACUACCAACCGCUCAGGCCCCAGUCAGAUGGCCCUGCUGCCGGUCACCAACAUCAAAGCCAAGUCCUGGGGCUUUUCAGCCAAUGGGAUUGGCCACUCAAAGCAUUCCAAGAGCCUGGAGCCUGUGGCCAGCCCUCCAGUUCCCUUUCCAGGGUGGCAGGGCAAAACCAAAAACAGCCCCAGACUCAAUCUCCAUGGCCGGGCUCGCCGAGGGGCCCCACAGCCUAGCCUGGGCCCUGCUUGGUACACUCAGGCCCAGGGACAGCCAGCCUUUCUCCUUUCAGACCCAGUACCCUCCCUGACCUCCAUCCAGGUGCUGGAGAAUUCAAUGCCCAUCACCUCCCAGUAUUGUGCUCCUGGGGAUGCCUGCAGGCCUGGAAACUUCACCUACCACAUACCUGUCAGCAGCAGUACCCCACUGCACCUCAGCCUGACCCUACAGAUGAACUCCUCUUCCCCUGUGUCGGUGGUGCUGUGCAGCCUGAUGUCAAAAGGGGAGCCGUGUGAGGAAGGGACCUUUCCACAGCAUCUCUACACCCAUCAGGACACUCAGGGCAUCUCUCACCAGUGGCCAGUGACCAUCCUAUCAUUUGGUGAAUUCACCUACCACUUCCGGGUGGCACUGCUGGGCCAGGCCAACUGCAGCACAGAGGCCCUUGCCUGGCCAGCCACAGACUACUACUUCCGCUUCUACCGCUUGUGCGACUGAGCUGCCCUCCUGAGGUGGCACCACACCAGGGCCCAGGGGUCCUUGCACACUCCUCUCACACUGGAUGCAAUGGCGUUACACUGGAGCCUGCUGCCAGCCAGCUCUGCUAUACACUGGCCUGCCCCAAGACUGGGGAAACUGGAAGUCUUCACACUGGAGUUGCUGUUCCAGCUGGUCGGCCCUCACAUAGCAGAGGCAGCUGGAGAGACAGACUUUCUGGACCUUCCUGCCUGCCACCUCCUCUGCACCAGUUCACAUCUGUCCAGAUAUGGUGGUUAGAAGGCUGGCUUCAGGUGCACUGGAGGCAAGGGGAAGCUGUGACCCUGAUCUGUCCAGAGCCCACUCUCCUCUGCCUCCCUAUUUGAGACUGGGAACUACGAGGACCUGCCUGCCUUUGUGGUCAGCUGAGGGCCUGGAUCCAGCCCUAAAAAACUUGGCUGGACCCCUGUGAGUCAAUGGAGGACAGACAGCUUUCCCCCUGAAAGCUGCUCCAUGGGAGACAGCUUGGUACUGCACCUUUUGGGGUUUGACUGUUACCUAGACUUGGAAUUUUAAGCUUUAAGUGUGGACCAGGCAGUUGGCUCCCCCAAACACCCAGGGUAGCCAAGGGCAGCCCCGGAUGGGUCAGAGACUGACUUUGUGCCUUAAGUCCACUUAGUGCCUGGUGAAGCCACUCUCAGCCCUUCACAGGACAGAACCAAUAGCUAAAUAAGCCUUAGAUCCUUGAACUUGGAACAUCCCAGAAGAGAAAGUUCCCUAUGACCCCCUAGACAGUGUUGCUGGCCCACUACCUGUGUUCCUGGGAGUGUCCAGAGCUUCACAGUGGUAUUGGUGACCACAUCAUUCUUGCUGAGCAGAGGAGCUGGAACCCUGCAAGCAGCAGGCUGGUCUUGGCCGGCAGAGAGAUGCCAAUAGCUUUUGCUGUUAUUAAUGAAGUAAUUACUAAAUGCACUUAGAGCAGGGCAGGAAAGAGUGGAAGGACAGGGCUAUCAAGCCCACAGCAGGCCAGAGCGGUUCCUUGCUCCUAGGGAGCCUCAGAGACACCGCUCCCACUCCUGAGCACCAAGACUCUGGUCUCUCCCUCCAUUCUUGUCUGCUGGUGGCCUCAUCUCCACAAAUCAAAGGCUCCCUUGCUGGAGUCAAGCUGGAGGGAUCCACGCUCGGCCAUAGGCCCUGUCUGUCCAUCCCUCCAAGGAACAGGAAUGGUAGGCUUGGGUUAGGGAAGAGGUUUUAUCUCAAGUGCCAACCUCAACAUUUAAUAGUGGUGCCCGGAGCAUUCUGAGGCCAUGCCCAGGCUCAUGGAAGGAAUGUGGUUGUUGUUCAGCCAUAUCUGCCACAGGCCCAGAAACAGGAAAGGGAAUUACCAUCCAUGGCUUGUGGCACUCUGCCAGAUCUUCAGGUACCAAGCCUCACUCCCUCCUACCUCUCAUUCUCAGCUUUGAAUGGGAGGCCUUUGGGGGGAGGGGCUGAAUUCCUUGAAGCCUAUGAACUGCCGGACUCCCUUCUGCAUUGAUCUCAGAGCACUUAUCCUCAAGAUAGGAAGCACCAGAGUAUAUAGGGAUACCCUGCCUGCAGCCUCCUGCCCAACCGGGCUGCACUCCCUCACUCUUGUCAUAGGAAUUUGAGUCCCCACGCCCUUCAGGGGGCCUACACUGGCUCCCUCCUGCCCCAGGGGAAUCCUCUCAGCAAUGCCUUAAACGUUGAGCCCCGCCCCUCAUAAUAGGACUCUCUGGCUUCUUCCCUGUGGAUACGCGUUCUUGGACCUAGCCCUUCAGUCCUUAACUGGAAAGUGACCCUCCUCUGCCCUUCUGGAGUCCGUGAGACGCACUGUAGUCCCAGCCCCAUUAGCAGCUGGCUCUGUUUCCAUGCCUGGGGAGGGAUCCUCAGUGUAGGGGUUGGGCCAGGCUGGGACUCCAAAGCUGCUUGAGGGGGUCAACCUUGGACCAAAGUUGCCUUAAUAAGCCCAUGGUAAAAGAGACUCAGGGAAGGCGAGGGGGCUGCCUAUUGGAGGCUGCCAACUGCCAUGCUGGUACUAGGAUGUGGGGGUCUCACCUCCAGCCCCAACGUGGGGCCCAGCAGGCCACCCCUCCUCGUCUCCCUCCCCUUUCCUCUGGCCUGAUCUCCCCUAGCUUUAAGCUGUACAUAGAGCCUCCCCCUGCAAAUCCCCUGCCCCCACCACUCCCCCUUAGAAGCCUGCAUGUGCAUAGAGCACCUCUCCCAGUUAACUACCAGUUCCCUUCCCUGAGCGCUGAUUCAUAUUUAUAUCAUGUACCAACUUUUGACUCUGCGGUGGGCAGAGGAAGGCAGUCCUGAGCCUGCUUGCUUCCUGCCCUCCCCCAACUGUUCUUUUCUUCUGAAGUAAAUAUACAUAUAUAAAUAAAUGUAUAAAUACUGCUUUG
This is a messenger RNA of Nycticebus coucang (slow loris), 5985 nucleotides long. RefSeq names its product myelin regulatory factor (gene MYRF). Gene Ontology annotation, biological process: central nervous system myelin maintenance; positive regulation of DNA-templated transcription; protein autoprocessing. Gene Ontology annotation, cellular component: endoplasmic reticulum membrane; nucleus. The transcript has 27 exons. The record is from RefSeq and is a predicted model, not a curated record. Lineage: Eukaryota; Metazoa; Chordata; Mammalia; Primates; Lorisidae. Bases 128 to 3586 code for a protein of 1152 amino acids. Gene Ontology annotation, molecular function: sequence-specific DNA binding; DNA-binding transcription factor activity.